ACGAGACACAUCACCUCACCGAGCACAUCCUUAAGAAACCCUAAUCAUCUCUCGCAUUCGGAUUGGAAUCGCCUCCUGGAGCUUUCGACAUUCUCGUGUUGUCUCUCAAUUUCAAUUACCUAUUUUACGCUUCAAUACAUUUUUGUCGUUUCUGAGGGUCUGCAACCCUAUCUAUCUUCCAUCGCUUUCAAAUCGCCGUCCAUCAGAGUAUUCUUCUUGUUGGUUGGUUGGUCUCGUUUUUCAAGGAUUUUGUAUAAAAGAUCAAUCCUUUCGUAGAUAUUAGCGACGAUUGAUCAUUUUUCUUCUUCUUCGUUCUCCUCCUUCUUCACCUUAACUUAAUAGAUUCAUCUUUCGUUUCCGUUCCAUUCGUCAUUACUUUCAGCUGAAAUUGGGAAAUUUUGAUUCUUGUUUUUAUCUGAAAAACUCUGUCUUGUUAUCGGAAUCGGGGUUGUUUGAGUUUGAUAGAGGAAAGAAAAAAAAGAUGGUUGGUGGUGGAAACAGAAGAGAUGAGGGAUCGAUGCCGAUUCAGAACACCAACUUGUUUGCUGCUUUGGACACUAGGAAGAAGAAGAAGUCAGAUAAGGCUGGUAAGAGCAAAGGUUCCUCUAAGUCCUCAUAUCCACACAAGGAGCCUGAGCCACAGGUCUUCUGGGCUCCUACGCCUCUCAAAGCAAAAGCUUGGGCUGAUAUCGACAGCGAUGAUGAAGAUGACGACUAUUACGCUACCACUGCUCCGCCUCAGUCCAUGUGGAGCACUUCUGAAGCCUCCCAUUCCGAUGCUAAAGACGUUCACGUUGAGGAGAGUGAAAGCGAAGAGGACAUUCUCGAUGAAGGAGAUGAUGAUGAUUUGGAGGAAGAACAAGAACAAGGAACAGAGAUGCAAGUUCAUCCAGAGGCAGAGCCUGAGGUGAAAAAGGCUCCUGAAGUUCAUGCACCUCCUAAGGAGGCAGAGAGGCAACUUUCCAAGAAAGAGAGGAAAAAGAAGGAACUUGCUGAGCUAGAGGCUUUGUUAGCAGAUUUUGGAGUUGCACCCAAAGAUGAGAAUGGUCAAGAAGACUCUCAAGAGAAGCAAGGGAAGAGAGAAGUCAAUGAUGAGGGAGAGAAGAAGGAGAACACAACUGGAGAAUCGAAGGCCUCAAAGAAGAAGAAAAAGAAGGAGAAACAGAAGGAGGCGAAAGAAUCUCAAAAUGAAGUGAAGAGUAACUCAGAUGCUGCAAGUGAGUCUGCUGAGCAGGAGGAGGAGUCUUCUUCGAUUGAUGUCAAAGAACGGCUAAAGAAGUUUGCAUCGAUGAAGAAGAAGAAAUCAAGCAAAGAGACGGAUGGUGGUGGUGCAACAGCUGCUGCAAAGGAAGCAGCAGCGAGGAAGGCAAAGUUGGCCGCUGCAAAGAAGAAAGAAAAGAAAAACUACAAUCAGCAACCGGUGAGGUGAAGAAAUCAAUCCACCCACCGUUGUGAUAUGAACAUGUGGUUGACGGGUUUUGUUCAUAUGAGACUUGCCUUGAACAAAUCUUUUGAUGGGGAAUGUGGUUGGCCCGUAUUUUAGAAUUAUGACUUGGAUCUUUUUAAUCGUAUCACAGUGAGACAUGAAAUGAAAAGGUUUCUAUUUGAAUUCUUCUCAGUUCUUCUCG
Molecule: messenger RNA, 1628 nt
Organism: Capsella rubella
Lineage: Eukaryota; Viridiplantae; Streptophyta; Magnoliopsida; Brassicales; Brassicaceae
Product: mitotic apparatus protein p62
Exons: 3
Coding region: 482-1429 (315 amino acids)
Source: RefSeq, a predicted model, not a curated record